CACACUUUUUUCCUCCCGCGUUCAUCAACCCUUGUUUUCCAAUGCAUACACGUAGACGAUAAAUGCGGCCCGUUGACUUUGACGUGGAAUACUUCAUUUCUUAGCGACAGACCCAGAAUGGAUUGUUUUCCAUGAUUUAUGUCGUCUGAAGGAUUAUGCUAAACUGUUUUAGGGUUAAAGAGUAAAAGAGAGACACACGUUGACGAAAGACGCCUAUGAGGCUCCAAAAGUGAAGAGAAAAAAAUAAUACAAGCCAAAAGAUGGACCUGAAGCUGCUUUUUGUAUCAACAUUGUUAGGAAUCAUUUGUAGCAGCAGUGCCCAGCAAGAGGGCAAUGAGUGCAUCAAAGCCAAUGCUUUAUCAUGUGGAGAGUGCAUACAAGUGGGUGCUAAAUGCGGGUGGUGCACUGAUGGAGAGUUCUUAAAACAGGGAGAACCGACAUCAGCUCGCUGUGAUGAGCUGGAGUCCCUCAGGAAGAGAGGCUGUGAAGCCGCCAAGAUCGAGAACCCUCGAGGGAGCCAAAGGAUCCUCAAGAACAAGGCAGUGACCAACCGCAAGAAAGGCGCAGAGAAGCUUCGACCCGAAGAUAUCACACAGAUCCAGCCACAGAAACUGAGCCUCUAUCUUAGAUCUGGGGAGCCUCAAAACAUUAAACUGAAAUUCAAGAGGGCUGAAGAUUAUCCCAUAGACAUGUACUACCUUAUGGACCUGUCCUUCUCCAUGAAGGAUGACCUGGAGAAUGUCAAAAACCUUGGGACUAGUUUGAUGUUGGAGAUGUCCAAGAUCACUUCAGAUUUCAGAAUUGGUUUUGGCUCUUUUGUGGAGAAGACCGUUAUGCCGUAUAUUAGCACCACACCAGCCAAGCUUUUGAACCCCUGCACAGGGGACCAAAACUGCACCAGCCCCUUCAGCUACAAAAAUGUGCUGAAACUCACCAGCAACGGGCAGCAGUUCAACACUCUAGUCGGUCAGCAGCAGAUAUCGGGUAAUCUCGACUCUCCUGAGGGGGGUUUUGAUGCCAUAAUGCAAGUGGCUGUCUGUGGGGAGCACAUUGGCUGGAGAAACGUCACACGCUUGUUGGUAUUCUCCACUGACGCAGGCUUCCAUUUUGCCGGAGAUGGCAAACUUGGUGGAAUCGUGCUUCCCAAUGAUGGGAAAUGCCACCUGGAAAACAACAUGUACACAAUGAGCCAUUAUUAUGAUUACCCCUCCAUUGCCCAUCUGGUUCAGAAACUGAGUGAAAACAACAUCCAGACCAUUUUUGCAGUCACAGAGGAGUUUCAGCCUGUUUACAAAGAACUUAAAAACCUCAUUCCAAAGUCUGCAGUGGGCACAUUGUCAGCAAACUCCAGCAAUGUUAUCAAUCUUAUUAUUGAUGCCUACAAUUCUCUAUCCUCAGAGGUAAUUCUUGAAAACAGUAAGCUUCCUGAGGGAGUGACCAUCACCUAUCAGUCACAUUGUAAAAACAAAAUAGUAAGUGAUGGAGAAAAUGGAAGGAAAUGUUCCAACAUCUCUAUCGGAGAUGAGGUAUCUUUCAAUAUUAAUAUCACAGCUCAGGGCUGCCCCAAACAAGGCAAAUCAGAAACCAUUAAGAUCAAGCCACUGGGCUUUACAGAGGAAGUAGAGAUCAUACUCAACUUCAUCUGUGAGUGUGAAUGCCACAAGGAUGGCAUCAAGAACAGUGUUAUGUGCCAUAAUGGCAAUGGAACAUUUGAGUGUGGUGCCUGCAGGUGCAAUAAGGGACGUGUUGGCAGACAGUGCGAAUGUCGAAAAGAUGAGGUGUCCUCCGAAGACCUGGACAAGAACUGCCGUAAGGACAACGGCACGGACAUCUGCAGCAAUAACGGCGAGUGCUUGUGCGGGACUUGUGAGUGCAAGAAGAGAGACAAUCCUGAAGAACGCUACAGCGGGAAGUUUUGCGAUUGUGACAACUUCAACUGCGACCGCUCCAACAACAAACUCUGCGGAGGACACGGCCACUGUGAGUGUAGGAAGUGUAUCUGUGAUGCUAACUACACUGGAAGUGCAUGUGACUGCUCGCUGGACACCUCCACCUGCUUAGCCUCCAACAAACAGAUCUGUAAUGGCAGAGGAAUUUGUGAGUGUGGCACCUGCAGGUGUACAGACCCCAAAUUCCAGGGACCCACCUGUGAGAUCUGCCCCACCUGCCCUGGAGUCUGUACUGAGCACAAGGAGUGUGUGCAGUGUCGGGCAUUUGGCACUGGAGAGAAGAAGGACACUUGUGAGAGGGACUGUAGCUACUUUAACCUCAUCAAGGUGAAGGACAGAGAUAAACUCCCUCAGCCUGUGCAGGCCUUCCCUCUCAUGCACUGUAAGGAGAGAGACACCAAUGACUGCUGGUUCUACUACACCUACGCCGUCAACAACAACACAGAGAAGGAAGUCCAUGUGGUGGAGAAUUUAGAGUGCCCGGCGGGUCCUGACAUCAUCCCCAUUGUGGCGGGCGUGGUCGCAGGCAUCGUUCUGAUUGGUCUAGCUCUGCUGCUGAUCUGGAAGCUUCUUAUGAUCAUUCACGACCGACGCGAGUUCGCCAAGUUUGAGAAAGAGAAGAUGAACGCCAAAUGGGACACGGGAGAGAAUCCCAUCUACAAGAGUGCUGUCACAACUGUGAUCAACCCCAAAUAUGAAGGCAAAUAAUGGACACCAAUAUCACACGCAGAAAUGUUUUGGAAGGGAUGGACGUGGGGAUAUCCUAAUGUUUCUUUUAAAAAAAAUGUAUUUUCCAAUUUUAUUCUUUUAGAAACAGUAUUGUAGCACUCUUUUAGGAAGCAGUAUUUUAUCAAGGACUGACUGCCUCUCGUCCCUUGCAAAACGUGUACAGUUUGUAUAGUCUUUUUUGUUUUUUUGUAUUUACAUCUGUAUCUCUUCUAAACAACAACUUCUUUCAAAUCUUUUCACACAGAAAUAUUUGUACCUUUGCACAAUUGUUACAGCAUUUAAAUUUAAGUUGCUGUGCAAAGGGAUCCACGAAUCCCCCAAAAUAGUGCAAAAAAACCCCCCAAAAAAAUCACCGAAUGCCAUUUAAAAAAAAAUCAUAUUUAGUUGUUGUUCAAUUGCUGCCUUCAUCCAAGAGUGCUAUAAAUCACAUGCUGGUAUAACUGGGAAAGUUUGCAGUUUAAUGCGGAUAAUCUAUGCAUAUUUAUUUACUAUCGUUGACAGUCUUGCAUUUCAUGCCAAAAAUGUAUUUAAGACGAUGCAUUUUUUCUCACUUAUUGUUGCUCUUAGAAUAUCAUAAUGGCACGUCUUGUGGUCAAAAUUUUAAGCUGAAAGUGUUGUCUGUGCAUUUUAUAUGUUAUGAAAGUAUUAUAUAUUGAAUUAUUAUGUGGCUCUUGGUGAGUAUCAGUGUAUUCAGGUAUAGAAUCAGUAUAGAAAGCCAAAUCCCUUAAAAUUGCUCAUUAGUGAUGAGCACAAUUAUGGAUAUCUACAAAUGAAGUUUCAAAGCUUAUGCUUUCAUUAAACAUAUUUGUUCAUCUCUAUAGUGUAUAAUUAAAUACAUGCUAAAUGGAAGUUGCAACAAUUCACAGAUGUCAGAGAUGCUAUAAGCUAAAAAAAAAAAAAAAAAAAAAAAAAAGCUUUUACAUUUUCAAUUGUUUCUAAAUUAAUUUAUCUGGUGAAAAUGAAGGAUUAGGUAGUAGUUUUGUGUGCAAAUGUUCAUAUCAUAUGCUCAAAGGUACAAGAACCCUGUUUUGUUGUUUGUUUGUUUGUUUGUUUUUGUUUUUUGUUUGUUUUUGUUGUUUUUUUUGCUGUUGAUUUUUGUUGUUGUUUUUUGGGAUGUAGCAAGCAAGGUUAGUAAUUUAAAAUCUGCAGGAGUGCUUGGAAAAAAUAACAAAUAUCAAAAGGACAAAAACGGAAAGCCUGCCAAAAGACCUCAUGUGCUAGUUUGAGUCAUUGGUUUAGUUUAAAGUGCCUUUUUCUGGUAUUUUCAAUAUUGCCAUUUUAAAUUAAUUUAUUCAAACAAAAUCAAAAAGACUGUGGUGAUGUCUUUCUUUAAAACGAAAUAGCCUUUUAGGUACUUAGUUUAAAAAAAAAAAAUGUUUAUUUUAGCAUUACUGGAUAACUGAUUUGACGUAGAUAUGAAUGACUAAAAAUAUCAUGUAUUUUAUUAUUAUUAUUUUUAAAUAAAGACCACCAUGUUGUGAUCGCAUGACAAUAGAGGUCAGUAUAUUGCUCAAGACUGCUGUUGUAUUGACCAGUGAAACAUUAAAAAAAAAAAACAUUAUACCUAAUGUUAGACUAUUCUACAUUGAUUUGAAACUUU
Molecule: messenger RNA, 4278 nt
Organism: Myxocyprinus asiaticus (Chinese sucker)
Lineage: Eukaryota; Metazoa; Chordata; Actinopteri; Cypriniformes; Catostomidae
Product: integrin beta-1-like
Exons: 16
Coding region: 261-2657 (798 amino acids)
Biological process (GO): cell adhesion mediated by integrin; integrin-mediated signaling pathway; cell-matrix adhesion
Cellular component (GO): cell surface; integrin complex; focal adhesion
Molecular function (GO): integrin binding; collagen binding involved in cell-matrix adhesion; fibronectin binding
Source: RefSeq, a predicted model, not a curated record